GCAGCCACGCACGCAGGGCGUUGUUCUUCCAUAAUGAGACACUUUAUAACAGAACGUCAGCCCCCUGGCAUCAAUAUAGUCUGAGAGCGAGCUUUUAGGGACGAAGGACUACCGUUGCUGGACUCUUUUGGGGAAAACUUGCUUUUGCUUCCUGCAAGCCUGAACGGUGUUUGUGGAAUACAAGACCCAUCGCUUGAAAUUAUCUGUAAAGAUGCUGCUGCUGCUUCUGGGAAUCAUCCUUCUGCACCUGGCUGCCCUGGUGCUGCUUUUUGUGUCCACAAUUGUCAGCGUAUGGACCACCGGGGAAACGGGCACCUCGGACCUCUGGUACAACUGCUCUGCGUACAGUGGGGGCUACAGCUGUAACCCAGCAUCAACUGGAGAGUGGAUUCAGGCGGUUCAGGCUCUCAUGAUCCUCUCCAUCAUCUUCAGCUGCCUGUCGCUCUUCCUGUUCUUCUGCCAGCUUUUCACUUUGCAGAAGGGCGGACGCUUCUUCCUCACUGGAACCUUCCAGAUCCUUGCCAGUUUGUUUGUGAUGAGCGGGGCUAUCAUCUACACGGUGAUGAGUCCCGAGUGGGUGCCGGAGAAAGACACCUUCGGCUUCUCCUACAUCCUGGCAUGGGUGGCUUUCCCUUUGGCGCUCAUCAGCGGACUCAUCUACGUCAUCUUGAGGAAGCGGGAAUGAGACCUAAAUGCAUCCCAGCGUUCCCAGUAACCCCCCUUCCCAACUGCAAGUGUUACCCUCCCCCCUGCUGAAGUUUAAGUUGUGAAGCCCAAAUACUAAGCGGGCAGUAUUGGAGGAGUAAUACCAAAGAAUCAACAGGCAAACCAACAUAAAAACACCAAUACUGUCUCGGUUUAAAGAUGUAUAUAGUAUCUAUGGUUUAAAACCUAUUUAUAACACUUUUUACAUAUGUACAUAGUUUUAGUGUUGCUCCGUCGAUGGUUACAAUGAGCUUUGUUUCAGCUGGUUGAGUGCCUCAGUCUUUGUUUGUGUCUUUGACUAAUAACACAAUAAACUGUUUUUUUUUGUGUUUUUUUUUCUGUAAUUACCAAAGAAUUAGUGAAAAAGAAUUCUCACAGUAUAUUAACUAGAUUGCAUGUAUAGAGAUAGAACGGUUAUGCAACCCUUGGGCUCGCUUCACAAACAGAGUGGGAACAUCCAUGGAUGUAGCAUAGCCACUGAAAAUAGAUUUGGUCCUUUUCUAUUUGUUAAAAGUUUGAGUGUUUUUUUUUUUUUUCAGUAUUUUUAUUUUCUUAGUUUCAACAAAAGAUGGUGCUAUAUAUUUAUCAUUCCUAUUACUGAUAGCAAUCAUUUACGACAGUCGAACCGCUUGCCAUUAUUUGAAGUGAGAAUCAGACAGAGGUGCCUGACUGCUUCUUUUGGGAACACGGCUGAUUUCACUUUGCAGUGCCCGAUUGUUUUUCUUUUUCUCUCUCUUUGUAAAUCAGCUACUGUAAACAGUGAAUAAUUAAGUUUGAAGCUUUGCGUCGAGGAAAUGGAAGUAAUUUGGAAUGUCAGUAUUUUUCAUCAGAUUUUAAAAGAGUUUGAUCACAGAGGAAUAGGUUUGAAUAAGCUUUUUUUUUUCUCUCCAUUUGCCUUAAUUACAUCACCUGAUGUUUGUGUUCACCAUUACGAGAAGCCAAAUUCUGUUUUUUAUUUAUAUAUCACAAAGGAUUUAACACUGUGGGACUUUAUAUGACUAGAUACCAAGUUAAAGCCAUAUGAGAUAGUACCAGAUUAUAGGAGAACAUGUUGAGUAUGAAGAAAGGACAGUGAGGUUUGCAGUGUUGCAGUGAUGAUACAAAUGUCUGUUUUACAUACUUGAAGUUUGACAUGCUGCAGCCUCUGCACACUGACAUUUUGAUGUUAUUUUUCUCUACUGUAUAAAAAGUUUAUAUGCUGUGCAUAACAGGUCUAUACGAUAAUACAACCUUAAACAGUCACUAAAUAAAAAACAACUCUCGCAUUAUUCAAUACCGUGUAUUCCACUGUUACAAGGGACAGGUUUCGCGCUAACGCUUGACGUGCAUUCUUCUAGAAGUUACACUGAGCAUGAGGAAGUUUCACUGAUGCCGUGCUGCCUGUUAGCUCUGAAAUACCUGCGCUGCAAAAGCAUGAUGAUGAAAACCUGAUUCUAAGGCAGUCACUGACGAUCGCAAAUGUCCGCAACCGAAACCAAGCCGUGUAAAUUCUUUAAAACGGCCGGGGUAGUCUGCCCUUACAGUAUGUGUUGAUGGGUCAGAUGCGCAGCUUGGCCCAGUGGUUGCACUGUGCCAGUUACUCAAAGCAUGCAGCUCGUGUUUCAGUGUCAACAGCGUCUCCCAUGACAUCAGGAAUGAGAGGACUUGUUUCACACCGUAAGACAGCGUCCAUCCUCCACCUGACAUUUCCUGUGAGCUCUUCCUCCAGCGGAGACAUGCUGUGGUGGAUUAAGGUGUGUUAUUUUGAGCCGCUGUGGCUUUCAACUCAUCAGUGGGUUCAGUUAGAAGAGCACGUCUCUAAUGACGACUGCCCUCUUUACUGUUCUUUGUAAAGCUACAGCUUUCAACUGUCAACUCUAUGUUUACACCUCAUCUUCCGAAUGUUCUUCUAUUACUAAAGCUACUUUGAGUUUAAUUAUUAAAGGAUGUUUCUUACCACCAA
Messenger RNA from Menidia menidia (Atlantic silverside), 2647 nucleotides. NCBI's taxonomy places the organism in Eukaryota, Metazoa, Chordata, Actinopteri, Atheriniformes, Atherinopsidae. The record is from the annotation of a GenBank genome assembly.